This is a messenger RNA of Emericellopsis atlantica, 818 nucleotides long. RefSeq lists its product as uncharacterized. Lineage: Eukaryota; Fungi; Ascomycota; Sordariomycetes; Hypocreales; Bionectriaceae. Bases 101 to 682 code for a protein of 193 amino acids. The record is from RefSeq and is a predicted model, not a curated record. The transcript has a single exon.
CGCUGGUGUUUGGGAGGGGAGAGGAAGAAGAGGGUGAGGAUGGGUGGAUGGAUGGGAGGGCUUGAAAAGAUAGAGACUGAGAAGAGAAGUUAGCCUCGUGAUGUUUAUCAAGGUGGAGUCUUGGCGAAGAGAUUUCGCAAUGGCUGGACGGCCACGAGCAUCGACCUCCCAGCUCUCACCGACAGGAAUGAGAGCACCCAUCCAUCCCUCUGUCGAAUCGAAGCUGUGCCGCCCACCCAUCAUCGGCUUCGGCGAGGACGACUUUCUGCGAGGAUCGCCAUGCACUGUGCGGCGGGCUGGGGCGGAUCCUGCUGGAGGAAUUGGCGGCUGUGGUUGGAUGUCGCGCGGUGGAGGCACAGGGAAGAUGGUGAGGCCGUCGAACUCUAUACUGUGCGCGAGUCAGCCCAGAUGCGGGCGGCGGGCGGGCGGUGAGAAGCUGCAGAACUGUGUGGGCGCCGGGGCACGCACGGCCCGACUCUGUCGACAGGUGAGGCUUAGCUGCCGCUUUGGGACUGAUCCCGCUGGCGGCAGAAUUUUUCUCGACUCUUUCCACGCGUGUCAGCGUGGUGGAUGCCGAGACACGCCGCUCACUCUGCUACUGUUUCUGUUAUCCACUGCCUACUGUACAGCAGUGGAGCUCUUGGCCAUGCACGCAGCGUCAUUUGUCGAUGGCCGCCGUUAGAUUUUGCAUCUGCCAAAGCCCACGUUUCUAUCUGCAUUCAUCUGCCCCUCUUUGCACCGUGCCGGCACAGUGUGUUUCAGCCUCACCGCCUGCAGUUUCCGGCCUAUCCGUGACGUAUGCACGUAAGGAAAGGCAU